UUAUCUUCUCGUCAAAUUCACGCAAACCGCCUCUCCACUCCCCGUCAAUGGCCUUUAUAGUCCUGCUCUUCCUUGUUCUUUCUCCUUUCUCACUCUUCACCGCCGGGGCCACAACUGCCGCCUACCCCUCCGUUACGGAAACGAGUAGUUGCUCUCUGCGGAACGACGAUCUAAUUCCGAUUCGCCGAGAAGUAUACGAUAAUGGGAGAAUCUUCGACAUCAGCCACAGGUACGUCAAUGACAUGCCGACAUGGACGUCCACGGAGGGGUUGGGGCAGUUCCUUUGGCUCCCCGCCAGCAUAAAAAACGGCUCUCUCGCUAACAAUUCCGAGAUGAAACUCCCCGCUCACACAGGCACGCAUGUUGAUGCCCCCGGUCACGUGUUUGACCACUACUUCGACGCAGGCUUCGAUGUCGAUACCCUCGACCUUGAAGUCCUCAAUGGUCCUGCUUUGCUGGUUGAUGUUCCUAGAGAGAAGAACAUAACAGCUGAUGUUAUGAAGUCUUUGGACAUUCCCAAGGGAGUACGCCGAGUGCUCUUCAGAACAUUGAACACUGACAGGCGGCUUAUGUUCAAAAAAGAGUUUGACACCAGCUACGUGGGAUUUAUGAAGGACGGGGCGAAAUGGUUAGUGGAGAACACCGACAUCAAACUUGUUGGGAUUGAUUAUUUAUCUGUUGCUGCUUAUGCCGAUUUGAUUCCGUCGCAUCUGGUUUUUCUGGAAAGCAGGGAAAUCAUUCUCGUGGAAGGCCUAAAACUUGAUGAUGUCCCAGCGGGGAUAUAUUCCGUUCAUUGCUUGCCUUUAAGAUUGCUGGGAUCUGAAGGAUCACCAAUUAGAUGCAUUCUGAUUAAAUGAUGGGUAUUUUUUCCUUGUAGUUCCAUCCUCGUGCUGGCUGGUAAAUCUCCUGCAGAUACGGCAAGAGCCCCAUUGAACUUAGCUGUGAUCUGCUUAGAGGUGGACCAAUUUACAAUCCAUAGACACGCGGAAUUAUGAAGGACGGCCUACUUAUGUGCUGUAAAUAAAUAAAGCAUGACUUGGCGCAGAUUUGCUUAUUGUGGUCCUAGUUAUCUUCAGCAGAGUAUCAACAAUUUAAUGAAUUUAUGCUUCUUGUUCUCUUCUUUCUUUUUUCCCCUGGCCUUCAGUACUUUUCUUAUUGGCAUAAUUAAUGGUUACAAGAGAUGAAUAGAUGAUAUUUCGUGUAUAAUACAAUGCACUCAUGUUUUCUUUCUCCACUUGUUUAUACCGUCUUGUUCUUCA
Messenger RNA from Tripterygium wilfordii, 1259 nucleotides. Its product is annotated as cyclase-like protein 2. Lineage: Eukaryota; Viridiplantae; Streptophyta; Magnoliopsida; Celastrales; Celastraceae. The record is from RefSeq and is a predicted model, not a curated record. Bases 48 to 857 code for a protein of 269 amino acids. Gene Ontology annotation, molecular function: arylformamidase activity. The transcript is spliced from 7 exons.